CUCAUUGUUGUGCAGUAGAAGGUCAUGUCGAGCGGGACGAUCAGUUCAAUGUCGGGUUCGGGUUCGGGUUCGGGCUCGGGUGUGCAGCGCAGCCACCCGCGGACGGCGUCCGUCACGCGCAAGACAGCCGAGACCGACAUCAAGCUGACGCUGAACGUGGACGGGACUGGCGUGCACACGAUCGACACUGGCGUUGGGUUUCUGGACCACAUGCUGAGCGCGCUGUCCAAGCACUCGCGGAUGGACCUCGUCCUAACCUGCAAGGGCGACCUGCACAUUGACGACCACCACACGGUCGAGGACUGCGGCAUUGCGCUCGGACGCGCCUUCCACACGGCCCUGGGCGAUCUCAAGGGCAUUCGCCGCUUUGGCCAUGCAUACGCCCCGCUCGACGAGGCCCUCGCUCGAGCUGUGGUCGACAUCUCAGGGCGGCCAUUCGCAGACGUCAAUCUCGAUCUCAAGCGCGAGCGCAUCGGCACGCUGUCCUGCGAGAUGAUCCCGCACUUCCUCGAGUCGUUCGCGACCGCCGCUUGCAUCACCCUGCACAUUGACGUCCUCAAGGGCAAGAACGACCACCACAAGAGCGAAUCGUCAUUCAAGGCCCUGGCAUUGGCCAUCCGCUAUGCAGUCGCCUCCUCGGGCAUUGAUGACAUUCCCAGCACCAAGGGUGUCUUGUAGAGAGAGAGCGAGCAUGAGCUUUUGGGGUUGUUCCAGUCGUUUGUCAAGUCCAGUCGUUUGUCCAGUCCAGUCGUUUGUCCAGUCGUUUGCCAUGUCGUUUCGGGUCGGUUUCGGGGUUGUGGAACGCUUCUUUUGGAUGCUGCUUCGAUGCGUUGCCCUUGCUUUGCAUUGCCUUCGCUUUGUGUUGCAACCCCCAUGCCAAUCACAGCUUUGAUUUUGAUCUGCUCCCGAUAGCUUCG
This is a messenger RNA of Capsaspora owczarzaki ATCC 30864, 917 nucleotides long. Its product is annotated as imidazoleglycerol-phosphate dehydratase. Gene Ontology annotation, biological process: L-histidine biosynthetic process. Gene Ontology annotation, molecular function: imidazoleglycerol-phosphate dehydratase activity. NCBI's taxonomy places the organism in Eukaryota, Filasterea, Ministeriida, Capsasporidae. The record is from RefSeq and is a predicted model, not a curated record. The transcript has a single exon. The coding region runs from base 25 to 678 and encodes 217 amino acids.